This is a messenger RNA of Trypanosoma brucei brucei TREU927, 1524 nucleotides long. It is a transcript of the gene Tb927.5.230, whose product is annotated as variant surface glycoprotein (VSG, atypical), putative. Bases 1 to 1524 code for a protein of 507 amino acids. Gene Ontology annotation, biological process: symbiont-mediated evasion of host immune response. The transcript has a single exon. Lineage: Eukaryota; Euglenozoa; Kinetoplastea; Trypanosomatida; Trypanosomatidae. The record is from RefSeq and is a predicted model, not a curated record.
AUGGCGAAAAUAGUAGGGAUUGUCCUAGGGUUACUUGUAAUCGCUGACACUCUCCGUAGCGGCCACGCUGCUGGAACGUACGGCGUCACAAAAGCCAGUUGGCAGCCGCUCUGUGAAGCGACCACAGACCUGAGAACUAUUCCGUCAGAUGUGGCAGCAAACCUCAAAGCCGGAGUAACAAAAGUUAAAAACAUGAUCCUUGACUCCACAAGGGCGGCAAUAUACAGUCAACUUCAAAAAGGCACCAAAGAAGCGGCCCGGGUAAUAACUAUUUCAUUGUACAUGCUGGGAGCAGCUUUACGCGCGGUAAGUUACCUGGAGUCCACCGACAUAAUCAACGGCGUGGACCUUGCGGCAAAGAGUGCGUACUUAAAAGGGCACAUCGAUGAAUUUUUAAAGGUCGCAGAAAAGACAACAAGGUCAGGGGAACAUUGUUUACUGGCUGCCGGGGACACCGGCGCGGCCACAUUUGCAGGAGAGUCGCUAAAUAGAGUUAACUGCCCGACCACCAUGGUCGACACAACACCGACGAAGGCGUCACUAAAGAAACUAUCCAGCAAAGGCCACAAAGGAGCGAUGACACCAAGCAACGGAGGCAGCCACGAGCACCAAGCAAGCGGAACGUACAGGUGCAGGCUGUUUUCAAAGAGCAACGCCAACGGCCUUGCGCACUCCGGCGGCAACGUAGAAGACGGCAUAAAAUGGGCAGGAGGCUACUACAGCCUACACAGCACACCAGAUAAUCCACUGACAGUAGCGGAUCUACGCGAAACGCCGGACACGCCACGAGAAGCGAGCACAGCAUGGCAGCAGGUUUUUACAGCAAUAUCAAAAGCACCGAACAGCGAGUCAGCCACAUACACCAAUAACUCAAAGGCGAUUGACUCAGACACAGAAGCAACCGAACUUCUGUCCCAAGUACUACACAACGAAAAAGGGGAAAAUGCCGAAGACAUAAAAAAAAUGCGUGAUGACAUUUUUACCACCAAACUUGCAAGCGUUGUUGACAGCACCUUCGCUAAUAUUCAUAACGCCAAACUACCGGCCAAAAUCUCAGGUAUUGACAAAGGCAAAUCGCUAGGAGAAAUCACAGCACCAAGCGACCUCGCAGCGUUGCUAGCAGCUUUGCUCCGCAAAAUAGACACGGAGGUAGCGACACUCAAGAAGAAGCUCGAAACAACAAAUGAGCGCCCAGACCCAGUAAGCGAAGCCACGUGCAAUACAAUCAAAGGUGAAGCAGACUGCAACAGAGCGGCAGCGUGUAGAUACAACACAACAGAAACUUACGAAAAUAAAAAGUUCCAAUUUAAUGCCUCAAAAGCUUCAGCAAGCGGUGUCCCUGCACCACAACCUCAAACUGGAGGAACCGAAACGACAACAGAAAAAUGCAAAGGGAAAGGAGAGAAAGAUUGCAAAUCUCCGGAUUGCAAAUGGGAUGGAAAAGAGUGCAAGGAUUUCAGUUUUCUUGUAAAUAUGAAACUUGCUCUGAGUAUUUCUGCUUUUAUGAGUUUGGUAGCAUUUUAA